Molecule: messenger RNA, 2193 nt
Organism: Colletotrichum higginsianum IMI 349063
Lineage: Eukaryota; Fungi; Ascomycota; Sordariomycetes; Glomerellales; Glomerellaceae
Product: GTP binding protein
Exons: 3
Coding region: 1-2193 (730 amino acids)
Biological process (GO): positive regulation of GTPase activity
Cellular component (GO): cytosol
Molecular function (GO): guanyl-nucleotide exchange factor activity
Source: RefSeq, a predicted model, not a curated record
AUGGACGAAGAGGCGCCUCAACAUCAGCUAUCCAACGGCACGAUGCUCACACCGGACGCCAUCGCAGACCUGCUCUCCCCCGCCUCGGCCUGGGCUGAUCCUGGGUCCGAGAGCCAGAGCCGCGCGCACAGGACGGCCCUGCUGGGCGAUGUGCUGUUCACAGCAAAGCAGCUGUGGAAUGUCGGCAGCGAGGAGCUUGAUGCCGUGGCUGAGAAGCUGGGUGACGGGAGUCGAGACGGUGAGGAAUUCCUUCGUGUCAUACAAGAGAAGAAACGGGUUGCUGACAUAUCCGCCGUAGCUUCAUGGAGACGGCCGCUAGGAGAUUCGGGCAUCCUGGACUUCUUCCUCUCCAUCGUCGCCACACAAGGCCUCCGUCCGGAUUUGAAGAAGCAUAUGCUCCGUCUCAUUGGCAACUCCUGCGCCGACACGGAUGAAAACCGCGAAAAGGUUGUCGCCUCGGGCGCCCUCGCCCCCAUCAUCGGAUUCCUCGCCGACGACGCCGCCUUCCACUUUGCUGUGCCCGUCCUCUACAACAUCCUCGUCGACUACGAGCCCGCCCAAGCCCAGGCCAGCGCGCAGUCCUUGACGUGGCAUCUUGUGGACUUGCUCGCUAGCACGCGCCUCGCCGACGCCCCGCACCUCGUCGGCAUCGUCGUCAAGAUCCUCGCUCUGCUUGCCACUCACGAAACCGAGGCAACCCGGGCACCCUCGCAGACACCAGCCGUCCUCCUCACGCUGGCCCUCGCGCCCACGACCGACGCCGAGGACUUUGUCUCCCUCACCGCCGUCGCCCUCGCCUACCUCACUCACGCGCCCGUCCAGGCCGCUUUUAUCGCUACGGGUUCCGUCCCUGUGCUGCUGGACACCCUGUACCAUCUCCAGACCCAGCUGGACGCUCUCCAGAUCGAGGACGAGGACGCCGCCGUCCAGCUCCGGGCGCUCCCGCAGUCCUUCAUCCAGGUCCUCGCCGACAUCUCCUACGCCGACGAGUUCCCCCUCCGCCACCCGCUCGGCUCCCCCGUCCUCGACACCCUCCAGUCCUGGCUGUCCCUGCCCAACCCCCACCUUCGCGCCGCCGCCUGCCUCUGUCUCGGCAACGUCGCCCGCUCCGACGAGGCCUCUUUCGCACUCGUCCGCGACAGAGCCGUCCACCUCCCGCUAGUCGCCCUCCUCCGCGACGCCACCGAUCCCCAGCUCCUCCACUCCGCCCUCUCCUUCCUCAAGAACCUCGCCAUUCCCUCUCAGAACAAGCCCGUCCUCGGUGACGCCGGCCUUUUCGACCCGGACGUCCUCCCCCGCGUCUGGGCCCUCGACGCGAACCCCCAGGUCCAAUUCUCCGCCGUCUCCCUUGCCCGCCUCCUCCUCGUCAACACCCCGCCCAACGUCCGCCGCCUCUGUGCCCCGCUGAGCCCGGACCCCUUGUCCCCUUCGCACGAGACGACGCAGCUUCACCGCCUCCUCGACAUCUUCGCCCGCUCCGACGCCGAGCACACAAGGACCGAGGCCGCCCGCGCCGCCGCCGUCGUCUGCCGCGUGCUGCACACCACCCCGAUCCCCCCCGUCCUGCCAGACUGGGACCCCUCCGAAGACGGCUACGUCUUCCGGCCCGAGAAGCCGCUGUCGCCCGCGGCCCUCGCCGAGGCUGAGGGCGACGGCAGCACCAAGCGGCGGGCCAAGUUCUACCGCCAGCACGCCGGGUUGAACAAGGCCCUCGCCUUCCUCGUCACGCAGAUGCGCUUCCCCGUGCUGCGCAGCGAGGCCUGGUUCGUCUUCGCCCUCAUGUGCCGCGCCAAGGACGGCGCCGACGUCGUCAUCCGCACGCUGCAGGUUGCCGGCGCGUUUGAGGCGCUGACGGAGGCCAUCACGGGGCGGACGUUCGCCGCCGCGGAAGAGGCCAGGGACGGGGCCAGGGCGAUCGAGGAAGGCCCGGCUGGCGCUGGGCAGGCGGCGGUUGUCAGUGGCGGGAGCAAUGCCGCGAUGGUGGAGGGUCUGGGAUUGGAGCCGCAGCAGGCUGACCUGUCACAGGCGGCGGGCAUGAAGAAAGUGGAUCGGGAGAAUGGCCUGGUCAUGGUCACGGAAUUGGUCAAGAAGCACGCCGACGAGUUGCCGGCGGCGAGGAGGGCAGCGUUUGAAGACAUGUUGAGGGAGGGCGGCGAGAUGCUCGUGGAUGAGAAGGGUAAGGCAAAUGCUUGA